AAUCGUAAUAUCCAUUUAAUCGAAACGCACAGUAAAUAGUAAAGAAAUAUCAAAUACAACUAUUAACCUGACAACGCCAUGCUGUUUCUAUGGUUACUACCGCCCUGUUUCAGCCGAACUGACAGGACGGUGAAUCAGAAGGAAGGGAACCGAACAGACACACAGCGCCUCAUAACUGGAUACCUCUUUGAACUUUCUCACGAUCUGGUCAGGCUUUGCAAUGGACUUUAACGCGCGCGGACCGAAAGGGACGUGAACAAUCAACAGAAGAUAAUCGACAUUGUUAUGAGGGACCGACUGGCUGAUUUGAGUGGGGGCAGGCAAAGUGCCAGUGAAGAUGGGGGUGUCACUGUGUCGGUGGAGAAAGAUGGCUUCAUGCAGGACUUUUUCAGAAAGGUGGAGGAGGUCAGAGGUGUCAUUGAUAAGAUCUCUUCCCUAGUUAAUGAGGUGAAGAAGAAACAUAGUGUGAUCCUUUCAGCCCCCAACCCUGAUGAGAGAACAAAAGAAGAAUUGGAACAGCUCACAGUGGAAAUCAAGAAACAUGCCAACUUUGUCCGGUCCAGCCUCAAAUCAAUGCAACAGAAUCUACCUCCAGAUGAACAGAUGAAUCAAGCCUCAGUGGAUGCACGCAUUCAGAAAACACAGUACACUAACUUGUCACGUAAGUUUGUAGAGGUCAUGACGCGAUAUAAUGAAGCCCAAAUGUCAUUCAGAGAGAAAAGCAAAAGCAGGAUUCAGAGACAGCUGGAGAUCACUGGACGAAUUACAACUAAUGAGGAAUUGGAAGAGAUGCUGGAGACUGGAAACCCUUCUAUUUUCACCUCCGAUAUAAUCUCUGACUCUCAGAUAACUCGUCAGGCCCUUAAUGAGAUCGAAUCUAGACAUAAAGACAUCUUGCGGCUAGAGUCCAGCAUUAAAGAGCUUCAUGACAUGUUUGUGGACAUUGCCAUGCUUGUUGAGACCCAGGGUGAGAUGAUUGACAACAUUGAAAAGAAUGUAACCAAUGCAGUAGAGUAUGUCGGCCAAGCUAAAGUGGAGACCAAGAAAGCUGUGAGGUACCAGACACAGGCCCGCAGGAAAUUGGUUUGUGUUGCCAUUUGUGGAGCUGUGUGCAGCAUCAUUCUUCUUAUCAUCCUCAUUGGAGUUUACAGUGAUUAGCCACCUAGAGCAAAACUUUAUUCCCUUUAACAUUACAGUGCCUUUGGAAAAAAAGAGAACAUUUUAGUUUUUGUUUUGACUGAAAUGUAAAAUAUCCUGCUGCAUACAAUAACUCAAAAACUGCUCUUGAAUUUGUUACCAGUGAAUUGUGUAGAAGAUGGCACUGAUUUAUGAUCAAAGAAUUUCCUUUUUGACUUGCAUGCUUUGCCAUUUCACUACAACAAUCAGAGGUAAUUUUCUGUCUUUUUAUUUAUUCAAUGAUGGUGAAUACAUUUUGCACAAUUGAGUAAUGUUUUGAUACAAUAUGUAACAUUGGGUACUUCGUUCCUUGGGAGGUCUUGACUGACAAUGUGGAGUUAAAAACAAUCCAGCACUGUGCACUUAAGAUAUAUUUUAAUAACAAAAGAAAUGAUAAUGUUUGUAUUCAAGAGUCACAAGUUAAUUUCAGCUUUUACACAAUGUGUUCGAUAUGACCGAUGGCUCCACACAAUAUGAUGUCAGAUCUGUGAACAAUGUUACAAAGCAUGUUUUAAUCACUGUAUGCUGUUCUUUUUUGUAUCUUACAUAUGACUGUGCCUGACAGGAAUGUAACCAUAUUGUCAAAUGCACACAAAGUGAAUUGUAAAAUAAAUGUGAGUUGCUUACUGCUCAAUACGGUCUCUUUCUGUUAUUGGUGAAUGUUUAUCACAUAAAAUA
This is a messenger RNA of Sinocyclocheilus grahami, 1854 nucleotides long. RefSeq names its product syntaxin-2-like. The record is from RefSeq and is a predicted model, not a curated record. Gene Ontology annotation, cellular component: presynaptic active zone membrane; SNARE complex; endomembrane system. Gene Ontology annotation, biological process: synaptic vesicle fusion to presynaptic active zone membrane; intracellular protein transport; exocytosis. Bases 286 to 1158 code for a protein of 290 amino acids. Gene Ontology annotation, molecular function: SNARE binding; SNAP receptor activity. The transcript is spliced from 11 exons. NCBI's taxonomy places the organism in Eukaryota, Metazoa, Chordata, Actinopteri, Cypriniformes, Cyprinidae.